AUGCCGAGGUUCAUUGAAAGUCGAGCAUGGCGCUGUUCAAUUGUUUCGCGGAAAACAUUUUCUUCUUCACAGGUCGGAAUACUAAUCUCGGGCAAUGGAAGUAAUAUGGUGAAACUUAUCGAAAGUUCGAGAAAGCCAUUCAGUCAUUGUGAGGUGAGGAUCGUGAUUUCAAACAAAUCAGAGGCUAGGGGGAUGAAUAUAGCAAAAGCGAUGGGAAUUGAAACGUUGCACAUUCCUCACACUCAAAUCAGAGAAGUUGGAGACUCGAAAAUCAGUGAGGCGCUCCGUGCAAGAGAAGUUCAACUAAUUUGCCUGGCUGGCUACAUGAGGGUACUUUCGCCAAAAUUUGUUGAGGAGUGGCGAGGUAGAAUCAUCAACAUUCACCCGUCAAUACUCCCGUCAUUUAAAGGUCAACAUGCCGUUCGUGAUGCCAUCAGUUUUGGAGCGAAGAUAGCGGGUUGUACAGCGCAUUUUGUAGAUGUGAGUUAUCUGUAA
This is a messenger RNA of Haemonchus placei, 495 nucleotides long. The record is from the annotation of a GenBank genome assembly. NCBI's taxonomy places the organism in Eukaryota, Metazoa, Nematoda, Chromadorea, Rhabditida, Trichostrongylidae.